AUGGAAAGCCUCAGUCGAGUGUAUCUCUUUGGAGAUCAGACUGCCGACUUUGAUUCGGGUCUGCGUCGCCUGCUUCAUGCCAAGAACGACUCCCUACUGAAGGCAUUUUUCCAGAAGUGCUAUCAUGCCUUGCGCACGGAAAUCAGCCAGCUGUCACCCUCGCAGCGACAGAUGUUCCCUCGCUUCACGAGCAUUGUUGACCUUCUGGCAAGAUAUCGAGAGCACGGACAGAACCCUUCUUUGGAAAGUGCGUUGACGACCAUUUACCAGCUUGGAAGUUUCAUCCACUACUAUGGUGACCUUGGCCAUGCGUAUCCUGUUGGAUACGACAGCUGCAUUAUUGGUCUGUGCACCGGCCAGCUUGCUGCCGCAGCUGUCAGCGCAUCGCGGACUGUGGGAGAGCUGAUCCCAGCCGGUGUUCAGACUGUUGUUCUGGCUCUGAGGCUUGGAGCAUCUGUCAUCAAGGUGCGGGACCUUGUGGAAUCAAAGGGACCGUCACCAAGUUGGUCUGUUCUGGUCUCCGGACUUCGAGGGCUAGAGGCUCAAAAGCUCAUUGAAGGCUUCGCCCAGACCAAUGCCCUUACUCGUGUUUCUCAGCCAUAUAUCAGUGCCAUCAGCCAGAAUGGUGUCACCAUUAGUGGUCCACCUUCUAUGCUCGGGAAAUUCGUCGACGAAUGCCUCUCCAAGGAGCAGAAGCCCACCCGGGUCCCAAUUCACGGUCCUUACCAUGCCGAGCACCUGUAUGAUGCGAGAGAUAUUGACCGAAUCAUGGAGUCCUGGCCAAAAGAAGAGUUUGAGAACUACGUCCCCCAAAUUCCAAUCUUGUCAGGCGAGACAGGCAAGGCAAUGGAAGCCCAAAGUAUGGAGGCUCUUCUAAAGAUGUCCCUUAAUGAGAUUUUGUUGCGCCAGCUAUGUUGGGACAAGGUUGUCGACGCAUGCUCUUCCCACUUGAAGUCAACAAAGUCCAAGUGCACCCUGCUUCCUAUUUCAAGCACGGCAACACAGAGUCUGUAUACGUCAUUAAGGAAGUCUGGAAUCUCAAACCUUCAGGUUGAUGGCUCUAUUGGCGAGGUGAAGAAGGAUGCAGAAGGCGAUAACCACAGUGGUCGCUCCGAACAAUCCAAGAUUGCCAUCAUCGGACUUUCAGGUCGAUUCCCUGAAGCUCCCGACACCGAAGCAUUCUGGGAACUCCUGUAUAAGGGACUCGAUGUUCACCGUGAGGUGCCCCCGGAGCGCUGGGACGUCAAAGCACAUGUCGACAUGGAUGGAAAGAAGAGAAACACCAGCCAAGUUCAAUAUGGCUGCUGGAUCAAUGAGCCUGGUCUAUUUGACCCUCGAUUCUUCAACAUGUCUCCUCGUGAGGCCUUGCAAGCGGAUCCUGCCCAGCGCCUUGCUCUCCUUACUGCCUACGAGGCUUUUGAGAUGGCUGGUUUCAUCCCGGACAGUACUCCGUCCACACAGAAGAACCGAGUCGGUGUGUUCUACGGAAUGACCAGUGAUGAUUACCGCGAGAUAAACAGCGGCCAGGAUAUUGACACCUACUUUAUUCCUGGUGGUAACCGUGCUUUCACUCCUGGUCGAAUCAACUACUAUUUCAAGUUCAGCGGCCCUAGUGUCAGCGUCGAUACGGCCUGUUCGUCCAGUCUGGCUGCCAUUCAUAUUGCAUGCAACUCCCUAUGGAAGAACGACUGCGAUUCCGCCGUGGCAGGUGGCGUCAAUAUUCUAACCAACCCGGACAACCAUGCUGGUCUUGAUCGUGGCCACUUCCUCUCCCGAACUGGAAACUGCAACACCUUCGACGAUGGUGCCGAUGGCUACUGCCGAGCUGAUAGCAUUGGCUCCGUGGUUCUCAAGAGGCUUGAGGACGCCUAUGCCGAUAACGACCCCAUCUACGGUGUCAUUGACGGCGCUUACACCAAUCACUCGGCGGAGGCCGUCUCCAUUACCCGUCCUCUUGCCGGCGCCCAAUCUUUCAUUUUCGACAAGUUGCUCAAUGAGGCCGACAUCGAUCCCAAGGAGGUCAGCUACAUUGAGAUGCACGGAACCGGAACCCAAGCCGGCGAUGCCGUCGAGAUGGAAUCAGUGUUGGGGGUUUUUGCUCCCGACUAUCGUCGUGGGCCAGCUCAGUCGCUUCAUCUCGGCUCGGCUAAGUCUAAUAUCGGUCAUGGAGAAUCUGCCUCUGGUGUCUCGGCCUUAAUCAAGGUCCUCGUCAUGAUGCAGAAGAACAUGAUCCCGCCUCACUGCGGCAUCAAGAACAAGAUCAACCAUAACUUCCCCACUGACAUGGCGCAACGAAACGUGCACAUCGCCAUGGAGCCCACUCCUUGGAAUCGCCCUGAGGGUGGCAAACGCAAGGCUUUUGUCAACAACUUCUCAGCAGCUGGUGGAAACACUGCGCUGCUGAUCGAGGAUAGCCCUCUGCGUGAGCGCAGCGGAAAGGACCCCCGGUCUAUGCACGUCGUCGCCGUCUCCGCCAGAUCUCAGUCUGCGCUGAAGAAUAACGUUGCCGCAAUGGUCCAGUAUAUCGAUACGAACAAGAACUUGUUCAAUGUCAAUGAGGAAAGUCUUCUUGCUAGCCUCUCUUACACCACUACCGCGCGUCGCAUCCACCACCCAUUCCGAGCUACCACAACUGGUUCGACGCUGGAUGAAAUCCGCAAUGGCUUGAAUGCUAGCGUUAAUCGUGAGAGCAUUACUCCGGUUCCUGCAACCGCGCCCGGAGUUGGGUUUGUCUUCACCGGACAAGGUGCUCAAUACACCGCCAUGGCUGGCCAGCUGUAUGAGAACAAUUCGCAAUUCCGGACUCACAUCGAGCACCUCGAUCGCAUUGCUCAAAGCCUGGGCUUCCCAUCAAUUAUUCCCUUGAUCGAUGGCAGCGUUCAAAUCGAGGAGUUGAGUCCUAUUGUAACCCAGCUGGGUACUACUUGUAUCCAGAUGGCUUUGACAAAGUUCUGGAUCUCCCUUGGAGUUGCUCCGACCUUUGUACUCGGUCACAGCCUGGGCGAGUAUGCUGCUAUGAAUGCUGCUGGCAUUCUGACAACCAGUGACACUAUCUACUUGGCUGGUCGCCGGGCUCAGCUGCUCACCGAGCGGUGCCAAGUUGGAACUCACGCUAUGCUGGCUGUCAAGUCCUCUGUCGCUCAAGUGAAGCAAUUCCUGAACCUGAAUGCUGCUGAGGUAGCAUGUAUUAAUGCUCCCAGCGAGACUGUCAUUAGUGGAUCCGUAAGCGAGAUUGAGAAGCUUGCUGAUACACUUUUGAACGAGGGUUUCAAGGCUACUAAGCUGAAGGUACCUUUCGCCUUCCACUCUGCCCAGGUUGAGCCUAUUCUCGAGAGUCUCGCCGAUAUCGCCAAGGGUGUUACAUUCCAUGAGCCCUCUAUCCCCUUCGUCUCCUCUCUACUUGGAGAUGUUAUCAAGGAAGCCAAUCCUGAGGUCCUCGCUCCUAACUAUUUGACUCGCCACUGCCGGGAGACUGUCAACUUCCUCGCUGCUUUGGAGGCCACUCGCCACUCCAAGCUGAUGAAUGAUAAAACCAUUUGGGUUGAGAUUGGCUCUCACCCCGUCUGCUCUGGCAUGGUCAAGUCGACCUUUGGUCCCCAGGCUACAACUGUGGCAUCACUGCGUCGCCAGGAAGAUACAUGGAAGGUGCUGUCUAACAGUCUUUCGGCUCUGUACAUGGCUGGUGUGGAUCUUCGCUGGAAAGAGUAUCAUCAGGACUUCAGCAACAUGCAUGAGGUACUGAAUCUUCCUGCCUACAAGUGGGAUCUCAAGAACUACUGGAUUCCUUAUACGAACAACUUCUGCUUGCUGAAGGGUGCUCCGGCGACCCCUACCACCGAGGCCGCGCCUGUCACUACCUAUUUGACAACAGCUGCCCAGAAGGUGCUCGAGACAAGCGGUGACGAGAAGACGGCGACUGUGGUCAUUGAGAACGACAUUGCCGACCCUGACUUGAAUCGAGUCAUUCAGGGCCACAAGGUCAAUGGCGCCGCUCUAUGCCCAUCGUCUUUGUACGCCGACAUCGCUCAGACACUUGGCGAUUUCUUGGUCAAGACCUACAAGCCCGACUGGGAGGGACGAGGCUUUGACGUCUGCAACAUGGUUGUGCCCAAGCCCAUGAUCGCAAAGGGCGGCAAGCAGCUGUUCCGAGUGUCAGCCACUACUAACUGGGCUGAUGAACACGCUGUCAUUAAGGUCUGGUCCGUCACGCCUGAAGGCAAGAAAAUUAUCGAUCAUGCGCACUGCCAAGUUAAGUUCUUCGAUACUAGUGUUGCUGAGGCGGAAUGGAAGCGCAACACCUAUCUCAUCAAGAGAAGUAUUGAGCACCUCCGGGAGAGCACCGAAUCUGGUGCGGCCCACCGCAUGAAGCGCGGAAUGGUAUACAAGCUGUUUGCUUCCCUGGUCGACUAUGAUGAGAACUACAAGUCAAUUCAGGAAGUCAUUCUCGACAGCGACCAGCACGAGGCUACUGCUUUGGUCAAGUUCCAGGCUCCUCCUGGAGAUUUCCACCGCAACCCCUUCUGGAUAGACAGCAUUGGUCACUUGUCUGGCUUCAUCAUGAAUGCUAGCGAUGCCACUGAUUCCAAGAAUCAGGUAUUUGUGAACCACGGUUGGGAUUUCAUGCGCUGCUUGAAAAAGUUCGACCCCAAGGUCACCUACCGCACCUACGUUUGCAUGCAGCCAUGGCGAGACUCGAUCUGGGCAGGUGAUGUGUGGAUGUUUGAAGGCGAUGAGGUUGUUGCUGUUUACGGUGGCGUCAAAUUCCAGGCUUUGGCUCGGAAAAUUCUCGACACUGUUCUCCCGCCUGCCGGAGCUGCUCCUGCUGCUCCAGCUGCUCCAGCAAAGGGUAGACCUGCACCCAUCAACCUUGAGAAAGCGAAGGCUCCUCCGAAAAAGUCAGCCGAUCGCGCUGCGCCUUCUAAGUCCGCUGGCCCAAGUGUUAUCACCAAGGCCCUCGCCAUCCUGGCCGAGGAAGUUGGUCUUUCUGUAUCGGAGUUGACCGACGACCUCAACUUUGCGGACUAUGGUGUUGAUUCUCUGCUUUCCUUGACCGUGACUGGUCGCUACCGCGAGGAGAUGAGUCUCGACCUUGAGUCCUCAGUCUUUGUGGAUCAGCCCACUGUCAAGGACUUCAAGCAGCUUCUGACCCAGAUGAGCCCUGGUGAGAGCGGCAGCGACGGAUCUAGCAGCGAGCUCGACAUCUCCUCUGCCGCCUCCUCGACGGACAUUUCUGCUCCAAAUUCGAGUGGACUUCCAACUCCCGCAAAUGAGAAGAGCAUGACCUACGAGCAGAAUGACAGCAUGAAACAGAUUUGUGAGAUUCUUGCUGAAGAAAUUGGAGUUCAGCCCAAUGAGCUUGAGGGCGAUGAGAACCUGGCUGAAAUGGGCCUUGACUCUCUCAUGUCACUGACUGUCCUCGGUAAAAUUCGCGAGACUCUAGACCUCGAUCUCCCGGGAGAAUUCUUCAUCGAGAACCAGACUGUCAACGAGAUUGAGACGGCACUCGACUUGAAACCAAAGACCACUGCUCCUGAGCCUACCCAACUUCCCCAGGAGAUCCCUGUCCAGGUCCCCAAGGCUGCUCCAAGUAAAGCUAUUCAGCACCCGCCUGCAACUUCCAUUCUGCUGCAAGGUAACCCUAAGACGGCUACCCAGAAAUUGUUCUUGUUCCCUGACGGCUCUGGAUCUGCCACUUCCUACGCCACAAUACCAGGUCUCUCCCCCAAUGUCUGUGUGUACGGAUUGAACUGCCCGUACAUGCGCACUCCCGAGAACCUGAAGUCCAGCCUGGACGAGAUUACUGCUCCUUAUGUCGCUGAGAUCCGCCGUCGCCAGCCUCAUGGACCUUACAACUUCGGUGGUUGGUCAGCUGGUGGCAUCUGCGCCUUCGACGCAGCCCGUCAGCUAAUCUUUGAGGAAGGAGAGCGAGUUGAGCGUCUGCUCCUUCUCGACUCACCCUUCCCGAUCGGUCUCGAGAAGCUUCCUCGCCGUCUCUACCGCUUCUUCGAUACCAUCGGUCUCUUCGGAGAGGGCAAGGCACCCCCGCCCAAGUGGCUGCUCCCUCACUUCCUUGCCUUCAUUGACUCUCUUGAUGCCUACAAGGCGGUGCCUUUCCCCUUCAACGACAGCAAGUUGGCCGAGAAGCUCCCAAAGACCUUCAUGGUCUGGGCCAAGGACGGCGUCUGCAACAAGCCCACGGAUGCUCGUCCAGAGCCUGCCGAAGAUGGAAGCCCCGAUCCCCGUGAGAUGCUCUGGCUUCUCAAUAACCGCACCGAUCUCGGUCCCAAUGGGUGGGAUACCCUCGUUGGUCCCCAGAACGUGGGUGGCAUUACCGUCAUGGAGGGAGCUAACCACUUCACUAUGACCCGUGGCGAGAAGGCCAAGGAGUUGGCUGCGUUCAUGGCGAACGCGAUGAACACCGCUGUCUAA
This is a messenger RNA of Penicillium maclennaniae, 6429 nucleotides long. It is a transcript of the gene pksP, whose product is annotated as polyketide synthase alb1. The coding region runs from base 1 to 6429 and encodes 2142 amino acids. The transcript has 3 exons. Gene Ontology annotation, biological process: secondary metabolite biosynthetic process; fatty acid biosynthetic process. NCBI's taxonomy places the organism in Eukaryota, Fungi, Ascomycota, Eurotiomycetes, Eurotiales, Aspergillaceae. Gene Ontology annotation, molecular function: 3-oxoacyl-[acyl-carrier-protein] synthase activity; fatty acid synthase activity; phosphopantetheine binding. The record is from RefSeq and is a predicted model, not a curated record.